AUGGACCCAGAAAUGAAAAACAGCAACUUUUCAGAAAUCAUCACCCUCCGGCCACUGGAAGUGUCCGACGUGGACGAUCUCAUGGUGUGGGCUAGCGACGAGAGAGUGGCACGAUUCUGCCCGUGGGAGCCCAACACCAAAAGAGAACAAGGGCUCGAUUUCAUAAUAAACAGGGCCAUCCCUCACCCGUGGCUCAGGGCGAUCUGCCUCAACGGCAAGCCGAUUGGGUCGAUUUUGGUGACGAAGAACUCCGGGAACGACGCUUGCCGCGGGGAGAUCGGGUACAACCUGGCCUGGGAACAUUGGGGGAAAGGGAUCGCGACCAAGGCGGUGAAGAUGGCCGUGAAGGCGGUGUUUGAGGAGUGGGGGACGGAGCUGGAGCGGGUUGAGGGUUUGGUGGAUGUGGAGAAUGUUGGGUCGCAGAGGGUUUUGGAGAAAGCUGGGUUUUACCGGGAAGGUUUGCUGAGGAGAUAUGUGGUGUUCAAGGGUAGGAGUCGGGAUAUGGUGUUGUUCAGCAUUUUGUGUAGCGACGUUGAGAAUUGCAGUUUGUAA
This is a messenger RNA of Linum trigynum, 552 nucleotides long. Lineage: Eukaryota; Viridiplantae; Streptophyta; Magnoliopsida; Malpighiales; Linaceae. The record is from the annotation of a GenBank genome assembly.